This is a messenger RNA of Hepatospora eriocheir, 309 nucleotides long. NCBI's taxonomy places the organism in Eukaryota, Fungi, Microsporidia, Hepatosporidae. The record is from the annotation of a GenBank genome assembly.
AUGGAUAUCAUGAUAAGAGAUCAAAAAAAUAAAGAAAAAAUUGCAGCAUCAAGUGAUCGAAGUAGAAUAAAACAAUCCCCGCAUCAUAAAGAGAAGUUAAAAAAAAGAGGCCGAAAACCUAAAAAUUUACUAUCAGGGAGUAAUCAAGGUUUUCAAUCAAUUUUUAAGAAAAAAGUUGAUUUUGAUAUGACACCAGAAAAAUGGAAUGCUCUUUUUGAUUUUAAACCAGUUGUAUUAACUCAACCUAAAUUGGGUGAUCAUAUUAAAGCAAGAAUUAUUAAUCAUAAAAAUAAAGAAAAUAAAUCAUAA